AUGUAUCAUUUCAAAACCGAAUCUAGACUAUUUGGUAAAGACAUGGGUGAGGCAAUAGGCGGCGGUGCGAUAGACGGUCCUGGAGUCGGUCCUUGUGGUACCACAGGAAGAUGAGGAGCUGUGCUUGCUGACUCGGACUCGUUUUCCAGGAAUCGAAUGAACUGCUCAGCCAGCGAAACACUCCCAGUCUGGUUUCCCUGGCGUUGAGGGCUUCUGCCGCUGAUCGCUUGCCGAAUUCGGAUAUUUUCUUGUAGCUGCAUAUUCCUAUGGGAAGCACUGGCAGCCUCCCGUUCGUGGUCAGCCGACAGUUCGCGUACUACUUCCUGCAAGCUUGCCAGAGCAUCGUUUGUUUCGAAAUGUUGA
Molecule: messenger RNA, 363 nt
Organism: Haemonchus placei
Lineage: Eukaryota; Metazoa; Nematoda; Chromadorea; Rhabditida; Trichostrongylidae
Source: the annotation of a GenBank genome assembly